UUUUCCUUCUUCCAGCAGCACGGAGAGGUAGAAGUCGGCCAGGACGGCUGGAAAGUGAACCAGCGACUGCAGCAGGACUUGGAGCAUGGAUCUUAUAACGUCGUGGAGCGAGGAGCGAGUCAGCUCCUGGCUCCAAGGUCUGGAUGCCCCCCUGCAUCAGUACUCGGUCUCGGAUUGGCAUUUGUCGGGUCUGGAUCUGCUCCAAUUGACCUCUCAAGACCUGGAAAAGUUGGGAGUAAAUAAGAUUGGACACCAGGAGCUCAUACUGGAGGCUGUGGAGAAACUCUGCUCUCUGACGUAUUGUAUAGGAGGUGAGAACCUACGCAGUCUGACAGAGAAGCUGCGGGCCGUUGCCCACACCCUCCAGAUGGGCAUCCAGGGCCGCUGGCGCCUCAACAGCUACGAUGGACGCAGCACCACCAAGCUGCCUGCUGGCGUUCUGCAGGUUGUAGUGGAGCUCAUUACCUCUGCCAAAGCACUCUUCGCUUUGCUCAACAGGUAUCAGUUCUUUGAGCUCAGUGGAUAUCCCACCUGCAAGAACAUAUUUACCUACUGCAGAGAGCUGGGAGACAUUGUCCACAAGGAUACCGCUGUCUAUGAAAAGGAAAAGGACAUCAUCUCUGUGUGCCGUCAGUUGGUGGCGGUGUGUGAUGAAAUCCAGAAUUCCAGCCCUGAGGCGCUUCUUGCCCACACUGCUCAGCUCGAGAGUGUCGACCUAGUGCCUGUGUCACCUGGUGAUCAGCUGGGGAUUGAGAUAACGUCCAUCGGCUCCAGUAACCACUACGUGACUGGAACUGCUGCUGAGCCUUCAGCUGAUGUCUUUGUAAAGAUCUUGGCUGGUGAUGAAGUGAUUCAAGUCAACGACCAGAUAGUGGUGGGCUGGAGCAGAGCUAACCUUGUGAAGAAGCUGCAGGAGAAUCCCAGCGGAGUAACUCUGGUCCUGAAAAAGUUUCCUGGGUCAGUGCAAAGCAGAGACCCAGUCCAGCUCUCCUUCACACAGAAGGAGGAAGAGGAGAAAGAAGAGAGGUCAGAGGAGGAAGAGGAGAAGGACGAGGAGGGGAACCCGAGAUACUCCAUAUUUGAGAGGGUAGCAGCUUCUGUCAGGUCCCUGUCUUUUAGAAGAGCCAUUCACGGGACAGAGGUACAUGUGCAGCCUAUGGGACAGGAGGAAUCAGACUUGCCCACUGACAAGCAGCUGGAGGAGACUCUGACUCUCACUUCAUAUCAAAACCAACUGUCCCCAUUGUCAGCCUCAGGGGAGUUUGAGAGUUUGGAGAGCUCAAGGCUCUCCCCAAGACUGAGACAGGACCGGUCGCCGUCACCCAGAAGUCUUUCCCCCUUCAGAUUUGGGUCAUUCAGAAGUCCUUCACCUCAGAGAGUCAACCAGAAAACAGUUAGCUUAAGUUCCUGCCCUGAAAUGGUGGGACACACGGGAAAUAAGGAAAGAGAGAAGAGCUCUACAAAAGGAAUGUCGACGGCUAUGAGUCGGCGUCGUGUGUCCUGCCGUGAGCUGGGUCGACCCGACUUUGACGGCUGGCUGUGGAAGAAGAGAAAGGAGAGCAGUGUCUUCAUCACCCAGAAGUGGCAGCGCUUCUGGUUCGUCCUCAAGGGGCCUUCCCUUUACUGGUACACCACCCAACAGGAUGAGAAGGCAGAGGGUUUUGUCAAUAUCGCCAGCUACAACAUAGAGAGCGCUGGAGAGCACAAGAGAAAAUACGUGUUUAAAAUGUGCCACCAGCGAUUUCAAAACUUCUUCUUUGCUGCUGACAAUGUCAGUGACAUGAGCAAGUGGAUUAACUGUCUGAUUACAGCCAUACAGAAGCAUAAGAAGCUCCACAAAGGCCCAGAUAGUGAAGAAGAAUGUUACAGUGAGACUGAAUCUGAAAGUGAGAGAUCACCUUCACCCCGUAGAAGAAACAAGAAAGUGCAGUCCAACACUCUGCCUCGCCCCAAGGGGAAGACGAACAAGGUGCCAUUAUCGAGUCCUGUGACAGGGGGCAGCAAAGGAACAGAAGGAGGACCGGUAGAUGAGAUGGGCAUGAUGUUAAACAACAUAAAGGAAGGUGGAGUUUCUCUAAUCGGCCACGAUCAGCCAUUUACGCAUGACCACUUCAGGAAAUCAUUCAUUCGUCGCAACAAGAACCCUAUCAUCAAUGAGAAGGCGCACACGCUCCGGGCCCUGCAGAGCACUCUUAAGGCCAAAGAGACGGAGCUACUGCAGAUCAACAAGAUCUUAGAGGACUCUGAUCUGACAGCUUCAAAGUUUCGUCAGUGGAAGGAGCGCAACGAGGAGCUAGUUCAAGAAAUCGAAAGACUGGCCGCACUCAAGCCCUCCAAAGGAGGGGACGACGUGGCAGUGCAGGACACACCUACUGAGGGGGUUGCCUUGGAAACUGUCGCUAAGGAGACAGCCACCGCAGAGACAGAAGGUGCAUACAAACUGAGCCUCAGCGACGGGGAGCAGUUAGUGGACGCAGAACCAUCUGAUGUUGUCCUGGAGAUCCCACAGGGUUCUCCGAGCACAGAGACCAGUCCAGUGUUAGAAUUCUCUCUGGGAUCGCUGCAGGAGUCAAUAAAUAAACAGCUGAGUGAAAUGGCGGAGAGCGGAGAAGCUGCUGAGAACUACUUCUACAUUUAAGACCGUGCUGGAACAGUCACAUCACUGCAAAGUUGUUUACUAGAAUCAGACAAAUGGAAGACAUUUGUCAUGCAGCAGUGUGAGAGUGGUGCAUUUCACCAUGUCCUCUGCUGACAUUCGCCAGAAAGGAUUAGUUAAAUUGCCAUUAAAUCAGCACUUUAAUCGAGUAUGUCAGUGAAAUGUAUCAUUGCAGACUUGACUUGCAAAUUUAGACCUAGACUUGCUCACAACAAACAAAUAUAAAAAGAUUACAACAGAGAAAAGAACAAUUUACCAAGUGUCUAUCUGAGCUCAGUAUGUAUUUGUGGGACUUUUCUUAGAAUUCAAUGCACUAUAAGUCAUGCAUCUUGUAAUGUGAUAUGUAAAUACAGUCUUACUAUAAAUACUGUAUGUAUUUGUUUAUUGACAUUACCUUAAUAAAGGUAUACAUUUUUAAAUAUUUUGCACAUAAUUUGCUUCAGAAACACUGUUGUAGCUCCUUGUUGGUCAUGGUGACGGGGUUUCUUUUGUAGUUAUUUUUUGAGCCUUCUUGCACCUGUGGAGAACACGAACCAUACAGAUGAGCUGUAUGACAGCUGUGGGUUCAGUGCUCCUUAUUGUCCAUGAAGUCUGCCAUGAAUGCAGCAAGACAAGUGAAGACUCCUCAAGUGCUGAGAUGUCAGAGGUGGCUCUGCUCCUUUUCACUGUAAUAUUUAUCAGCUUAAUAAAAAGGGAGCGUGAUGAUCA
This is a messenger RNA of Siniperca chuatsi (mandarin fish), 3364 nucleotides long. RefSeq names its product connector enhancer of kinase suppressor of Ras 1 (gene cnksr1). Gene Ontology annotation, molecular function: protein binding. The record is from RefSeq and is a predicted model, not a curated record. Lineage: Eukaryota; Metazoa; Chordata; Actinopteri; Centrarchiformes; Sinipercidae. The transcript has 21 exons. The coding region runs from base 86 to 2638 and encodes 850 amino acids.